Molecule: messenger RNA, 3330 nt
Organism: Anopheles stephensi (Asian malaria mosquito)
Lineage: Eukaryota; Metazoa; Arthropoda; Insecta; Diptera; Culicidae
Exons: 6
Coding region: 2209-3210 (333 amino acids)
Source: RefSeq, a predicted model, not a curated record
GUGGUUUGUUUGUUUAUCGGUGGCGCGUUCUGCUGCGUGGCGUUUCUCGUGUUGCGCUGUCGUCUUAACUUAUUGUAAGGCAGAAAAAAUAGGAUCAACGAUUAACAUUUAUGGGACAGCAUUUAACAAAAUCACAGAAACUCAUACUUUCUUUUGCUCGCCUACGAUGAAAGAUAUAUAUGAGGCAAAUACAAGCGACCUUACCAUAGAAUCGAUAGUUUUUUCACCAACAGAUAUCAAGUGUAAAUUAGUAGCUAUUAAAACGGACGACACGAACUAUGUAUUUGUACCUCUCAUACAGACAUUAGUUGAAUAAUUAAAUGUAAAAUUUGGAAUUAUCAAUUGUUAUAUUAUAAUAAAAAGUAAUACUGUAAUUGUUUUCGAAAAAAUAAAUAAUAAUCACAUAUAAUCUGGUGUAUAUUACAUUGUAUAUGCGGCUAUCAUUAUACUGAUGAACUUUCAAUAUUAAAUAUUUACUUUUAUCACAUACAUAAUUGACUUAGUUGUUUACGUGAUUGUUUCAGGUUUUAGUCAGUGUUUAAUUUAUCACAGCUUGUGUUACUUUCGUAUCACAUUUUUUGUCAUAAUUUUAUAUGACAGCAGUCUUUCACGUGGCCGGAUCGAACAACGUAUCCCAUUUGGAUCGUUUUGCUAUACGCAGGACGCAGCUACGAAUAACGUUAAGAUAGUCAGAAUUAAAUAUAUACACUACUUAAACCUAUGUUUGAUACGGUGGACGGAUGAAUGCUGCUUGCUGACGACUGCUCUUCGUGAAAUGUUGAUCCCGGUGAUGAUGAAACACACGGUUCCGGUGUCAUGCUUGGUGACGGCUGACGGAAUCCUUGAUGCACGACAGUCGUUUUUGCCGGUCGCGCAAAGUCAUGCGCGCAUGAACCAGCAGCUGAAGCAACAGACGAUUUCGGCGUCGCACUUGUGGUCGCUAGUGGAACAACACGCACGGAACUAGCAGGCACAAGAAUCAUCCCACGUAUCGCUUUCGUUGAGGGCUGCGAUCCUCGCUUUUGUUCCAUCGAUCCUGCCGGACGCGUAGCGAUAUCCACGGAACCAGCAUUGAGAGCAGUAGAAGAUUCCGACGUCGCAGACGAUCCUGCCGGCCGCGGAAUGACACGCAUGGAACCUGCAGCGGGAACAAAUGCCGGUACCGGCGUCGCACUAGUGGACGGCUGCGAUCCUCGUUUUUGUUCCACCGAUCCUGCCGGUCGCGUAGCGAUAUCCAUGGAACCAGCAUCGGGGGCAAGAGACGGUUCCGGCGUCGGUCUUGAUGACGUUCGCGGUCCAAAAACACGGACGAUCGCUCCUGUGGAGCAUAACACAGCCGAAGGCAGUUGUUGCAGUGCAAAAAGGCGCCCUUUCUUUGGUGGUUCCGACAUUAUAUUUUGGCUGAAAUAAUCAAUCGUUUUAUUAUUUUUUAUGUGAAACUGCUGAGUUGAACUUGAAUGCUGCUUUGCGCUUUAAAAUCUGAAUGUUUAUGUUUUCAGCUGCGAAUUUCAAUAAAGGGUAACAAUCACACGCACAAUGCCACAUUCAUGCUAGAUGACACGCACACACUGAAAGAAAUCGCGGCGAAACAGCCAAGGGGCGAAAUGGAAGAAAAGGGCGAAAAGCUGUCGAAAUUUGAAAAUCGUCAUAAAAUGCGUCUAAGUGAUGGCUUUUAUGACGGAUUUUUGCUUCGGGAUUUUUCCCCCAUUUCGCUCGAUUUCUACAUACCCCUGGCCCUCAGCCUGCUAGCCGGGCAGGCUCCAAAUGACAGAUGAAAAGACGUCUUUUCGUGGUCUUUUCACCCACGAAAAGACCACGAAAAGACGUCUUAAUAACACCUCAUCGGACCAACUGUCAUGGCGUGGUAAUGUAUACAUCUUGGUCUUAAUGUAUACAACUUGGUUGGUAAAGAAAAUAAAAACGUGCCGUUUUCAAGCAAGUAAAAACGAAAAAAAAUCUUGUUUUUUUCUUAUAGCUGUCAUUUAUUUAAAAUUCAUACUUAUUCAUUCAUAUGCCAUAGCUGUGUGUAGUACCCCCCCCUUUACCGGUGGCUAUCCUAUCUUUUUCUGUGUUAUCAAUUAUAUAGGGUUAUAAGUUGAUUUGAACUUGUGCUUACCGAGUUGCUUGUCCUCCAUCUGAUCCGUGUGAGCUAUUGCGGUUGUGUUGUGUCGAGACGUAAACAUCCAAUAAGAGAAACAACCAAGCAACAUGGAAAACACACCACGCAAGAUUGUGGUGCUCAAUAUGAGAGACGGAAAAUAUGUUUUAUCCGAGAAGCCGCAGCCUACAGCUUCCUCAUCACAACCAACACUACAUCCAGAUUUUAUAAAACAACUACCGACGGCAAAAAAUACAUCAAAGAACAUCCAACCUGCAACAAACAUCGUUCACCGCAGUGUUUCCGCAGCUUCCUCAUCACAACCAACACUACAUCCAGAUUUUAUAAAACAACUACCAACGGCAAAAAAUACAUCCAAGAACAUCCAACCUGCAACAAACAUCGUUCACCGCAAUGUUUCCGCAUCCAUUUCGGAUUCCAUUUUUUCCGCAUCCAACAAACCCAACAUUUCCAAACCCAUAAGCAGCAAUAGUCCCAUAAAUCUAGAGACAACAAAAUCCUCUAUAGACGCAGGAUUGCGCGAUCUUUUAGUUUCAAUUGGACAGAAAAUGGAUGACAUGACAAAAAAAAUUACAAAUUUGGACCAGAAACUUAAUGAAAUAGAAACUAACCACGCCAACAGGGUUCGAGUUGUUGAGAAAAAUCAAGCAAUUAUUAAAACUAAGCUGGACUUGAUCUUAGAUAAAAUCUCUCCUCGUCCAGGAUUGGUAACAAAUAGUUCAUUCAACUGGGAACCGAUCGCAUCCAAAGAAAUGUUGGAUGCAGUGGAUCAGCAGCUUAAUGAUCAGCAGUAUAAAAAAGAAUUUAAAGAAUAUCUGGAAUGCCAGCUGCCAACAGAUAGCUCGGAAGAAAGGCUUCAUUCAGCGAUGGACAUCAUAUUUGCCAAACAGUUUGUUAUAGAGAUGAGCUGGACGGGAAUUGGACAUCCGAACCAAAAAUUUCCGUUGUUUGGAUAUAAAAAUAUUCUUGCUUUAUUUAAGCACAUUGGAACCUUUCACGGAGUAACUCCAACUCCUCAAAAAAUUAAAACAUUCUUCCAAAAUAAAUUGAAGCAUGCCCGCCAAAGACUGAACCUAGAAGGUAAGAUUUAAUCCACGCACCACAGACAUCAACAUUCUCAUUAUUAGUGUUUUUUUGUUUUGUUAUAAAGUUCCUUCACUAACUAAGUGUCCUUAUUUUUUUAAAUACAUGUAAUAUGAUGUAAUUUGUAU